UACCCUCAGGUAGUGGAGUAGUGAGUAAUGAUGGUGCCCCUGUAUUUAGAGCUGAACUUCCCCCUGAAUGUCCCUGACACUGUUCUUGGGUAGCCACACCACGGCCCAUUUCCUCAAGGCCUAUCUCCCACGUUGAUGCAGGUGACAUGCAACGACAGGGCUCCUGCAGUCAUUCGCAGGGCCCUGGAACAUCACUUGCUGAUGCAGGAGAAGCCACAAGACUAUGAACUGGGACAAAUCAUCUCCCAACAGCACAAAAUGAAGAUUCCAAAGAAUGCCAACGUCUUUUAUGCGAUGAAGCCACAUGUCAGGAGAGACUUCAUCCUGAGAAAGAGGACCUGUCCUCAGGAUGAAAAGGAUGACUGGAUCCCUCCCCAACCUCCCUCUUAUGAGGCAACUCAGGUGCGACAUCACCGCUGGAACCUGUGGACAAGAAUCUGCUCCUGUCUCUCUGGGCAGUGCUAAAGCAUUGCAUCAUGGAUGAUCAAUGAGAUUGACUUCUAAAAUGUUUACUCAUCAAUUCCAUACAUAAUUGGACCUUAAGUUUUGUUAUUUAAAAUAUGUUUCUGUAUUCUGAUCCAC
Messenger RNA from Sciurus carolinensis (gray squirrel), 582 nucleotides. Its product is annotated as ral guanine nucleotide dissociation stimulator-like. Gene Ontology annotation, biological process: signal transduction. The transcript is spliced from 2 exons. Bases 136 to 465 code for a protein of 109 amino acids. Lineage: Eukaryota; Metazoa; Chordata; Mammalia; Rodentia; Sciuridae. The record is from RefSeq and is a predicted model, not a curated record.